CGGCUGCCAGGCCCCGACAGGCAGGAUUAAGCAUUAACAGGGGUCAGCUAACAACACCAGCAGGCGGGCAGCGCGGAGUGGGGGCCCAUCCGUCAGGCCUCACCUCUGACACGGCCGUCCAGCGUCCAGCGCGGGGCCAGCUGGGAAAUGCUGCGCGUGCUGACCUCGGCCAGUGCGGCCCUGGGGCCCCGGGCGGCAGGUUGGGUGCGGACCAUGGCUUCGCACCAGCUGCUGGUGGCUCCCCCGGAGGUCCUGCGAAAGCCCCUGUCCGUGCCCAAACGGCUCCUGCUGGGGCCGGGCCCCUCCAACCUGGCUCCGCGCGUCCUGGCGACUGGGAGCCUGCAGAUGAUCGGGCACAUGCACAAGGAGAUGUACCAGAUCAUGGACGAAAUCAAGCAAGGCAUCCAGUACGUGUUCCAGACCAGGAACCCCCUCACGCUGGCCGUUAGCGGCUCGGGACACUGUGUCCUGGAGACCGCCCUGGUCAACCUCCUGGAGCCCGGGGACUCCUUCCUGGCCGGGGUCAACGGCAUCUGGGGGCAGCGGGCGGCUGAAAUCGGCGAGCGUGUCGGUAAGGGCGAGGGCAAAGGGUGGAGCAUCGACGUCUUGUACACGGGCUCCCAGAAGUGCCUGAAUGCCCCCCCAGGCACCUCGCUCAUCUCCUUCAGUGACAAGGCCAAAAAGAAGAUCUACGCGCGGAAGACGAAGCCCUACUCCUUCUACAUGGACGUCAAGUGGCUGGCCAACUUCUGGGGCUGUGACGACAAGCCCAGGACAUACCAUCACACCACGCCCGUCACCUGCUUGUAUGCCCUGAGAGAGAGCCUGGCCCUCCUGGCGGAACAGGUGAGAGAGAAGGGGAGCGCUGGCUGUGGGCGGGGGGCCGGGAGGACAGAGCCCUGGGGCGGGCAGAUGGGGUGAUGGGGCCUGGAGGGC
Hipposideros armiger (great roundleaf bat) is the source of this 936-nucleotide messenger RNA. It is a transcript of the gene AGXT, whose product is annotated as alanine--glyoxylate aminotransferase. The transcript has 5 exons. Gene Ontology annotation, molecular function: L-alanine:glyoxylate transaminase activity; L-serine:pyruvate transaminase activity. Lineage: Eukaryota; Metazoa; Chordata; Mammalia; Chiroptera; Hipposideridae. Gene Ontology annotation, cellular component: peroxisome. Bases 148 to 921 code for a protein of 257 amino acids. The record is from RefSeq and is a predicted model, not a curated record.